This is a messenger RNA of Vitis vinifera (wine grape), 338 nucleotides long. RefSeq lists its product as uncharacterized. The transcript has 3 exons. NCBI's taxonomy places the organism in Eukaryota, Viridiplantae, Streptophyta, Magnoliopsida, Vitales, Vitaceae. Gene Ontology annotation, molecular function: cysteine-type peptidase activity. Bases 9 to 320 code for a protein of 103 amino acids. Gene Ontology annotation, biological process: proteolysis. The record is from RefSeq and is a predicted model, not a curated record.
GUUAAUAAAUGUUUCAGGCCAAGGUUGUCCUGUGGUUGGCUGCCCACAAAAAAGAGGUAUCACCUUAUGAUUUGAGGACAUUCAAUUUCAUAACACCUGAUGUACCCCUCCAAACUAAUGAGCACGAUUGCGGAGUUUUUGUAAUGAAAUUCAUGGAAUUGUGGUCAAUGGGGGGGGUUCUCCAAAUCAAUCGAUGUGGGGAAAUUGAAACAUUACAGGUUGAAGAUCAUGGGGAGUAUGUUGUUCUCAGCACAAAAUGCACACCGAGACCGUGUCCGGAGAGAUUAAAGGGGAUUGUAAUUUGUGAUAAGACUGUAUAAAGUUAGCACAUUUGUAUG